AUGGAAAAUGCACUGUCGAGCAUCGUCCAAGCUGAAGCCAAAGCUGAAGCCAUAAAGCUGAAGCCAAAGCUGAAGCCAAAGCUGAAGCCAAAGCUGAAGCCAAAGCUGAAGCCAAAGCUGAAGCCAAAGCUGAAGCCAAAGCUGAAGCCAAAGCUGAAGCCAAAGCUGAAGCCAAAGCUGAAGCCAAAGCUGAAGCCAAAGCUGAAGCCAAAGCUGAAGCCAAAGCUGAAGCCAAAGCUGAAGCCAAAGCUGAAGCCAAAGCUGAAGCCAAAGCUGAAGCCAAAGCUGAAGCCAAAGCUGAAGCCAAAGCUGAAGCCAAAACUGAAGCCAAAGCUGAAGCCAAAGCUGAAGCCAAAGCUGAAGCCAAAGCUGAAGCCAAAGCUGAAGCCAAAGCUGAAGCCAAAGCUGAAGCCAAAGCUGAAGCCAAAGCUGAAGCCAAAGCUGAAGCCAAAGCUGAAGCCAAAGCUGAAGCCAAAGAAUGAGGUACUGCGAGAGGGUAUUCAACGGUUGAAGUGGAGUAAGCAGGAAAAAAUAGCGAUGCUGCCAGGAUUGAAUGUGAGGAAUGAGGCCAAGUGGAAACAGAACAGAACCAUUGUUGGGAUUGUCGAAAGUUAA
Molecule: messenger RNA, 615 nt
Organism: Aedes aegypti (yellow fever mosquito)
Lineage: Eukaryota; Metazoa; Arthropoda; Insecta; Diptera; Culicidae
Product: non-classical arabinogalactan protein 31-like
Exons: 3
Coding region: 1-615 (204 amino acids)
Source: RefSeq, a predicted model, not a curated record